Limulus polyphemus (Atlantic horseshoe crab) is the source of this 1640-nucleotide messenger RNA. RefSeq lists its product as uncharacterized. The record is from RefSeq and is a predicted model, not a curated record. Lineage: Eukaryota; Metazoa; Arthropoda; Merostomata; Xiphosura; Limulidae. The transcript is spliced from 3 exons. Bases 125 to 466 code for a protein of 113 amino acids.
UAAGAGAUCAGUGGAACAAAGAAAAAGGUUGAUGUUUUAAAAACCAGUCGACAAGAGGUGGAUAUAAAACAAGCUGUUUAAACGGUGGUUAACGUCAGUUUGCAAAGGACAUUCACUUGGAAUAAUGAAAAGUAAAGAUUUAUUGUUGUUUUUGUCACUUCUCGUCCUCUGUAUGCCACGAGAUGGUGCUGUGUUUCAACAGUGUGUAUGCAGUGUGUAUGCCAGUAACAAAGGUGGACUGGUAAGCACUAACUUCAUACGGGACAAGAAACAUGUUAUACCGCGACUUGGCUGUGACAACCAAGCCAGGGACAUGUGUGCUGGACUAUGUAGAUACAGGGUAUAUGCAGUUUCCAAUAACAUGGCCAAGAAAGUUCAAGUUUUUUAUCAUUCUCUGGAGAAAACACCUGUUCUGACCAUAGAAAUUUUGGCUGUAGUUCUGCACAUUUUGCAAGAAUGUAAAUAGCAGUAUCCUUCAACAGUAGGUCAGGGGAUAUAUUGAGGUUACAAUCUCCCUAUGUUUGAAUGAGAAUGACCAGUCACACACGUAGUGCUGGUCACUCUAGACAUUAUGAUAUUAUCUGUUAAAAAAAAAAUAAAUGUUAGACUUAGACAACCUGAUACACAAUCUCAAAAAGGAUAGGCAACUUAUAAUUCAGUUUCAUUAAAAGUGACAGUCCAGUGCUCAAGAAAGAACACAUACUGUAUUUGUGUCUUUGAUUUAAUAAAGAUUAUUUGCUAUGUUUACAUUGUGUCCUGUCCUUCUUUUGUUCUCAAGAACUCAGUUAUUCAAAGACAUUGAGAAUUCUCUGUAAUAGAUAUCUUGUCAAAUCUCCUGACAAAAAUACAAAACCCGAGUGCCUUUAAAAGGUGAGCCUUUCUUCACCAGAGGCAAAUUUGUCAAAUCUCCUAUUAUUCAGUGGACCAAACACAUCACUCUGAGGAAAAUGAUAUUGACCUGAAAAUUUCAUAGUUUUAUUAUGUCAAAAACCAUUCCACUAAACUUCUGGGUGUUUUUGGGCAGAUGACUAAAUGAACUCUUGAUACUGAAUACUAUCUUGCUAGUAAGAAUUUAUAAUAAACAGUAUUUCCAUUAUAGUGCUAUUCAUUCACUUUUCUUGCAACUUCAUACAGAGAAAGUUGAUAUGAAAUUAUUUGAUUUUUCUAUUGAGAGACCUGAAUAGGUGCAAGUUAAAAACGAAAUAAUAAAAAUUAACACUUUCAUGUUAGUGCAUCUUACAUUAUUCUUCAGUCCAAUAACUUUGUUUAAAAUGAUUUAUUAUGCUUUCUUUCAAUACAGAUGUAAAUAUUUCAUCCAAUACUUCAAACUGUUCCAGUUGUAGAGUAGUACGUUCGAUUUCUUAAAUUAUCUUACCAAACUCAAGCUGUUAAUGCAAUAAUAAACAUUUCCAUGUACUACAGAAGAAAAAUAUACAAUUCUUGUUUCUCUCUAUAUUUCCAUUUCUACCUGGUAAACAGUAAUUUAAAACUUAAUCAAACCAAAACUCAAACACACAUCAAAUGCAGAUUACAUACAAAACCUAGACUCUAGGCCUAUAGCUAGAAUUUGGAAGCAUUUCCACCAAAUUCUGAAUGAAAAAGUAAUUUAAAAUGUUCAAGUUCAUAACAUAAAUUUUAGG